GUUUAUAAGCAAGCCCUUGUAUUUAUUUUAAUUUUAUGUGAACGCAAUAAACAAAUGAAAUUCAAUCUAUUAGUGGUCUCUGUUAAGUUGCUCUCCGAAUCUAACCUUAUCGAUCAAAAUGCAAUAAAGAUUAGGUUUAUGUUCAAGCUCCAUUUGAUCUAUCACCGCUAACAUUAAUUGACUUUCUUUAUAUCAAACACAAGUCGAUAAUGGUUACAUUCGUGUUAUCUUUUAGGAACACUCUUUAAGCUGAUAUCAAAAGUCUUUAUUAUCAAUCAGAUAAUACAAGAUCAAAGAUUAAGAAAGAAGUACCUUUGCCUUAUAAUGACUUAAGAAUAUAAUAUUUACUCUUUUGGUAAUCAUAUUGUAUUUUUGAAUCAUUUAAACAUCAUUUAAACAGCUGUUUUUAUUAAAAAUGAACAACUUUUAUGCUAGUACAGCGCCACCUGUUGCUCGGGGCCUGAAGCCGAAAGAGCUAUAAAUAUAAUAUGGGCUUGAAAUUUUAUAUGUUUACUUUCGGGUUUUUAUGGCCAGCAAACAGAAAGCUGCCCGAAAUAUUAAAUAAAAGCGAGCAGAGUAAAUGUAUAAUUUCGUUGAUAUGGUUAUCGUGCUCGACAUUAUUUUAAUUGUGGCUAAAAAGUCGUACCGCCCGGAUCGCUUAUUUCAUUAGUGUUAAAACGGCUGAAGAGAUGGUCGAUCAGCGCGUACUCGAACCGCGACCAGCAAAGACAACGACCAUUAUCUUAAGGGGACUUUUCUUAGUCCUCAUCUUUGGAGCAACUUCCUCGGUGGCCCAGUUAUUUUCAGUGGAUAGCAGUGGCCUGGGCAUUUCCCUAAUGCAAUCAGUGGCCAUUGCCUUGAAUGCAUCCAGUCUCGCCUUGGCCAAUAACACAGCCUGGCCAUUGCAGUACGAACCAACGGAGGAGAUCGAAAGCUAUGACUAUAUAGUCGUAGGAGCAGGAAGUGCUGGCUCUAUAGUGGCCAGUCGUUUGAGUGAACUAUGUCAGGUGAAGGUUCUCCUGCUGGAGGAGGGACAAAUACCACCACUGGAAAGCGAAAUCUUUAGCCUAAGCGGUGCCCUGCAUCAUGAUGAGAGAUAUAUGUACUUGGAGGAGGCUGUGCCCAAUCCGAAAUGCUGCCAGGCGAUGGCAUCAACACAUGGCUGCGUCUGGUGGCAUGGCCGCAUGAUGGGUGGCGGUGGGGCCAUCAAUGGCAAUAUCUACAUACCAGGCAGUCGGGAGAACUUCAGGCAUUGGAAUACAACUGGCUGGGAUUGGACGCAGGUCCAGAAGUCCUACACUCGCUUGCAGCGUCGCCUGAAUCUCUCCUAUCUUCAAGCGAACGGUAUAAACCUAAAGUUGGCUAACCUUAUAUAUUCUGGUUCCUCGGAACUGGGUGUUCCCCGGAUGAAACAACCCUUAAUAGCUGGUUCUACUUUUGGUUACACCCAUCAUGUUCCAGUGACUAUCAAUCAAGGACGAAGAGCCAGCAGUGGUCGUUUGUAUUUGGCCAAUGACCAAGUGAAUAGACGACCGAAUCUAAAGGUGAUACGAGGAGCUCAAGUUCAGAAGGUACUACUGAAUCCAGAGGGAAACCAAGCCACUGGAGUGAUUUAUACCUUAAACGGGAAGGAGUAUACAGCGCAGACCUCUGGGGAAGUUAUCCUGAGUGCAGGAACCUUAAACUCCGCCAAGUUACUUUUACUUUCGGGCAUUGGUCCGAAGGAAGACCUACAAAGCUGGGACAUACCCGUUUAUCAGGAUCUGCCCGUAGGUCGAAAUCUUCAAGAUCAUGGCAUGAUGCCAUUGUUUCUGACCUUCAAAUCCAACUGUGCUGUUAACAGCACACGAGAUCCCACAGAUGAUCCCUAUGCUCCUGUAUCCGUAACCCAAUAUCUUCUGGAGAAUCAGAAAGGUCCCCUGGCCAGUGGUUUCUAUAUGAUGGGCUACAUCAAUUCCAGUUCACCCAGCUCGAGCCAAGGUGAACCCGAUCUCCAUGUGGUGGCCCAUACACUUUUGCCCAAAGGCAGUACCGGUAGCUUUGGCUAUUUGGGUUUUAGUCCUGACUUAAUCCAGGCCCAGCAAGAUGUCUUGGCUAAAUGGGAUGUCCUGCAGAUCAUGGGUUCCCUACUGAGACCUCUAUCCCGCGGAAAGGUGACUCUACUUAGCAAGAACUCCACAGAUCAAGCUAAAAUCGAGAACCACUAUGGCGAAGCUGUAGAGGAUCAACAGACUCUUCUCCGCUAUGUGAGAUAUGUCCAAAAGUUAACCAAAACCCGCUCUUUUCGGCGAUGUGGCCUACAACUUUGGUUACCGCCCCUCGCUGAAUGCGAUAUCUUAACCCCUGAUUCCGAUGAUUACUGGCUGUGCUAUAUUCGUUACUUCUAUGUGGGUGCCUGGCAUUCGGUGGGCACUUGCCGCAUGGCUUCUAGGCAGGAUGAUGGCGUUGUGGAUGAAAGGUUAAGGGUUCAUGGUGUCAAGGGUCUACGCGUGGUGGAUGCCAGCAUUAUGCCGGAGUUACCAGCGGGUAAUACGAAUGGACCAGCCAUGAUGAUUGGGGAGAAAGGUUCGCAAAUGAUUCUGGAGGAUCGUGAGGGGGUUAAUGAAGUGGUAAAGGAGUGCUAAGUUGUUUUUGAUUUAAUAAAAUGAUUUUUUUUGGUGUUUAAUUAUGGGAGAAAGUAAA
This is a messenger RNA of Drosophila eugracilis, 2682 nucleotides long. RefSeq names its product glucose dehydrogenase [FAD, quinone]. The record is from RefSeq and is a predicted model, not a curated record. The transcript has a single exon. Lineage: Eukaryota; Metazoa; Arthropoda; Insecta; Diptera; Drosophilidae. Bases 690 to 2624 code for a protein of 644 amino acids. Gene Ontology annotation, molecular function: ecdysone oxidase activity; flavin adenine dinucleotide binding.